Diorhabda carinulata is the source of this 5871-nucleotide messenger RNA. RefSeq names its product autophagy-related protein 101 (gene Atg101). Gene Ontology annotation, biological process: autophagosome assembly; autophagy. NCBI's taxonomy places the organism in Eukaryota, Metazoa, Arthropoda, Insecta, Coleoptera, Chrysomelidae. The transcript has a single exon. Gene Ontology annotation, cellular component: phagophore assembly site. The coding region runs from base 283 to 942 and encodes 219 amino acids. The record is from RefSeq and is a predicted model, not a curated record.
UUGAUUUCGGCCUGUCCAAGUGGCUGUCGUACGGUACCAAAACAAAAACCAUCUGCGGCACUUUACGUUUCAUGGGUAUGAAUUAAAAACGCAAAAACAAAUAAGGAGCUUCAGUGUUUUUUUAUUUUUUAUUUUUCAUCCAAAAGAACACAAAGUGAUACAUUUUUCACCAAAAAAAAAACCGAGCGUUUCGUGUAGAAAUAAUUUUUUUUGGUUCUAACUGUGAUUUUUAUUGUGAUAAGUGAUAGAACGUAUUUAGUGAUAAUAAUAAUUUGUCGGAAGAUGAACGCGCGAUCUCAAUUGUUCGAAUUGACGGUGGAAUGUACGCAAGCGGACGAAGCGGUAGCGAGCAUCUUCCACACUCUACUCUUCCACCGUUCCCUGGGUAAAUUCACCUACACCGACGAAGGUAGCUAUUCGGUCGGUACGGUCGGUUAUACCGACGUCGAUUGCGAAUUUAUCGAUUUAACUUACGUCUGUUGUUCGUCGACGUCCUUAGAACAAGCCAUCCGCAAAGAGAUAAGCGGUUUUUCGGAAAUGCUGCGCGGACUCGAAGGUAGCGGUAUGGGACAAAUAAGUUUGGAGUUUUUCCAAAAGAAACCGAGCAGAUGGUUGUUUCAACCGGAAUGUAUACCGUGGGAAGUGUGGACGGUCAGAUUGGAAUUGAUAUCGUUGAGUAACGAAUGCGAAAGGCAAAUCAGCAAAGAAAAAGUUGGCGAAUUGAUAACGGACAAGAUAAUAUAUAUAGCGGAAGUGAUGAAUAGACAUGAAUAUUUGCCUAAGAUGCCUAGCCAGAGCGAAUUAGAUUUGAUAUUUGAUACUAGUUUCCCGGACGUCCAACCCUAUUUGUUUAAAUUUAAUUAUUCUAUAUCGGGACCUAGCGGGAAUCCUUCCGUCGGUAGUACCGUUAAGAAAUUGAUUAGGGAAACGUUGGCUUUGUAAAAAUAUUUGGGGGAAUAGAGACGGGGGCGUUUGGAGGGAAAUGUUUCGUUACGAUUUUCUAAUUGUGCUUCCUUCUAUGUCAGCAUGUUGAAUUUAUCGACUAAAAAAGUGAAGAAAUUCAUUAUUUUCAUCGAUUGUAUCCAGAGUUAUCUAAUUUCGUACCGGUAACUACCAUCACCGAUGGUGGGAGGUAUUGUUAUAAAAAUUUUGUUCAUCUUUUCAUUCCUGUCAGUUUUUUUUUUCAAGUCCAUCCAGAAGAUUUUUCUUUUUGUUAUUAUUGCUGAAAUAGUGCUAGUUCUGUAAUAUAACUGUUAUUUCAUUAGAAGUGGUUUUAGUUAUUAAGAGAAAUGCCGGUCCUGUAAUUUUUAUUCCAUAUUCGAUCGGUAAAGUUGAUCAAAAUUAUUCGUAUUGUCAUUUUUGACAAUUUGUAACUAGUAUAACUGUAAUUUUUUUCUAAGGAUAGCAGUUAUCAAAAGUUAGGCUGGUUCUGUGGCUUAUUUUACAUCCUUUUACGACUUGUAUCGUUUUCUUUAGAGGAAAUACAUUUCCAAGCUGUUGACAAUUUGUAACCAAUCUAACUGUCAUUUUCUUUUAUGAUGAGCCUUCACCGAUAGAAAUUCCGGUCCUGUAGGUUUUUUCCAGUUUUUUCCAAUUAUUUUCCAUAUUUAAUCGGUCAAGUCGAUCAAUUUUUCUCAGAUUACCAGUUUUGACAAUUUGUAACCGAUGAAACUGUCGUCAGUAGUUAUUUCGAGUUCCUUUCAUUUUUUAUCUCAAUGGUUGUUAAUUAACCGAUUAAUUUAGUCCUAUUUACAAUUCUACUAUCAUAGAGAUAUUAAAUUCGAUAUUUUGAAAAUUUACCCAUCGUACUACAUAUUUACCCAUCACAGGUUAGGUUCAGCUUUUUGGUUACGUGACAGAUUUUAAUCACAUUUUUCUAGCAUUUGCAUUUGGAAUUAAUUGACAUAAUCAAGUACAAGGUUUUUCGUGUGGAAAUUAGUUUGUUUACAAUAAAAAAUCAAAAUUUCCUCCAAACGUCCCCCAUCGAGAACCAAUUUUUUGUUGUUGUUAUAGUCAAUUCAUAUUCAGUACGCUUGGCUAUUUAUUUGUGCGGAUUUUACUUAUUUUCUCAGGAAAUGACGAAAAACGUGUCGAAGAUCAACUCUUAGUAUUAAGUAUUCCAGUUAUUAUACAGGGCAUUUUCGUUUUGUUAACCGGAUUAUUAAUUUUUGUGCCUUAUAUUCGGUCCCAAUUAAUUCUAUUGGGUAUUCGUUCGAUUUUAACGUCGAGAUACGGCAAGAGUGGAGGAAAAUUAUAUAACCUAUAUUUUACUUUUCCUUCUUCUUUUUUCCUAUUACGGUUUGGUUUGUAUCGGUAUUUGUAUCCAUCGAAUGAUUAUUUGGUUGUGUUUUUGAAAGUGAUCUGUAUAAUUAAAAGUGUGUUUGAACAUUAUUUGAACGUUAGUGGAAUUAGUAUUAGAAUGAAAGUGUUCAUGCUAAAAAAAUAGAAAGUAUCGAAUUGAUUCUUUUUUUUUUCAAAUUGAUAAUUAAAAAAAUCAUUUUGUCAUCAUAUGAUGGAAAAAUUUUUCUCGAACCGUUCCAAAUUGAGUGAACGGGAUUGUUAAAAGGAUAUAUUACAAAUAAUGAUAAUAUUUAAUCCAAUUUGGAUUUUUGUUUUUAAUUUUUUGAAAAAAAAACGUGCCUUAUAUAUCCUUUUAGGAAAGCCGUUUCGUAUUAACGAAAAAAUUUUUAUUUUUAACCUCACUUUUCACCAGCACUUUGAAUGUCGUUUGCUAUUUAUCUCAACAAAUAUAUAAGGUGGCUCAAUAUGGAUCGGUAUCGAAAAUUUUAUUUCACAUAUAGUUGAUCAUUUUUAUUGAAUCAUUCUGUAUAUAUCAAAUCUAUUUUUGUCGAUAUUAAAAAUUCCAGCGUAUAUACACGUACGGAUAUCGAAUAAAAAUAAUUAUUUUUUUUCUAUUAUUCAAAACCUUUUUGAUAAUUCGAAUUCUAAACUAAAUUUCGUAGAUGUUUAUAUACAGUUAUUCACGAAAUUUCCGUGCACGCUUUUAAACAUUUCCCAAAAAUAUUUUAUAUAUAUAUAGAAAAAAAAAUAAUAUUGAUCGGGUUCGAGAGGGUACCUACACCGGAAACCACGUCAUGUGUGAUGAGAGAUGUGUUCCAACUUGUAAAUCAACCCUUACUAACCUCAACAGUCAUUUUCCAUUUUGUAUGUCAACUGUCAGUUGCGUCACGCUUGUCAUUGGCGCCAUCAUCACAUCAACUACCGCCUACGUCAUAUAUUAGUGUAUUACAGGCGUCAACUGUCAUUAGUGUCAUAUGUCACGCGCGUUGCCGGUGUCAUUUGUCAAUUUCCACCAACGCCAUAUGUCAUGAAUCUCCUAUAUGUCAUGUGUCACGUGUAAUACUGGCGUCAUCUUCCAUUUUAUGUAUCAACUGUCAAUAGUGUCAGCAGCAAUUUUUUCUGUGUCGUCUGUCAAAUAUCAUAAGUGUAUAUUACAUCUUAUGACUAACGUCUUAUGUCACGUGUGACGUCGGUAUGACUAAUCAUUUUAUAUGCCAACCGUCAUCAGCGAUAUCUGUCUUAUAUCACUUACGUCAUAAGUCAUCUGUCGAUCAUCUGUAUUUUUGAUUAUCCAACACCGUGUCGUAUAUAUUUUAACUAAAUUAAAAAAAAAUUCCACGCCCUUAUCGCUUUAGAUGUUGGUACUUUUUGUUUCUCCCUCGUGUAAUGUCAUUUUGACAUCACUGCAAUGACACAAAAUGGUCGACGCUUGUGACAUAUGACAACUGACGUGUGAUUAAUGACAUUUAAAAUUGUUUACACCUACCAACCACUCAUGACGUCACAUCCACAACUUUGAAUAUACUGAAAAGCUGUAGGAGUAAUAAAAUACACCCUGUAUGAUAUCUAUGAAAUAAUUUUUUGCAAAUUUUGAUGAUAUUAAGAUUAGGUUUAUUAAUCUAAUGAUAAAUCCGUUUGGCAACAGCGCUUAGACCGAUAAAAAUCGACUAAGCUAGAAAAACUUUCGUAUUUGGAGGUUAUGUUUUUGAUGUUUCCGCGUAUCCCAAUUGUUUUUUCUUAUCUCACACUUUUAGUUCGCUCGUUUUUAUCAUUUUCAUAUUUUUUUCAAUUUCAAUUUAAUAAAAAAAUUGAAAAAUAGACAUUUUUAAUCGUAUCCUAACAAUACGGGAAAAAUUUUCCAUCCUGGCAACCAUGUCACAUACUUUCAAUCAUAUCCCCUCCUUUUCUCACUCUAUCUUUUAUUCAUGACGUCACAAUUCCGGAUUAUAACGCACCACCACAAAGGCGGACGUUAAGUGGAACGUACUCAUCAUAACCUCAAUGUUUGUCUUCUGGACGCCAUUAUUGACAUUAGUUUCGAUGUUCAUCAGUUUAAUCCCGAAUCUGAUGCGCAAUAAAUUUUUUAUCAAAGUACGUUUCCGCUAAUCCGCCAUUUUAUUAAACUCCAGAGCUUAAGAUGUGCGUCCAUCUACUAUCCCACAAAGGCGGACGUAAAGUGGAACCUACUUAUCAUAACCUCAAUGUUUGUCUUCUGGACGCCAUUAUUGACAUUAGUUUCGAUGUUCAUCAGUUUAAUCCCGAAUCUGAUUUGCAAUAAAUUUUUUAUCAAAGUACGUUUCCGCUAAUCCGCCAUUUUGUUAAACUCCAGAGCUUAAGAUGUGCGUCCAUCUACUAUCCCACAAAGGCGGACGUAAAGUGGAACCUACUUAUCAUAACCUCAAUGUUUGUCUUCUGGACGCCAUUAUUGACAUUAGUUUCGAUGUUCAUCAGUUUAAUCCCGAAUCUGAUUUGCAAUAAAUUUUUUAUCAAAGUACGUUUCCGCUAAUCCGCCAUUUUGUUAAACUCCAGAGCUUAAGAUGUGCGUCCAUCUACUAUCCCACAAAGGCGGACGUAAAGUGGAACCUACUUAUCAUAACCUCAUUGUUUGUCUUCUGGACGCCAUUAUUGACAUUAGUUUCGAUGUUCAUCAGUUUAAUCCCGAAUCUGAUUUGCAAUAAAUUUUUUAUCAAAGUACGUGUCCGCUAAUCCGCCAUUUUGUUAAACUCCAGAGCUUAAGAUGUGCGUCCAUCUACUAUCCCACAAAGGCGGACGUAAAGUGGAACCUACUUAUCAUAACCUCAAUGUUUGACUUCUGGACGCCAUUAUUGACAUUAGUUUCGAUGUUCAUCAGUUUAAUCCCGAAUCUGAUGUGCAAUAAAUUUUUUAUCAAAGUACGUUUCCGCUAAUCCGCCAUUUAGUUAAACUCCAGAGCUUAAGAUGUGCGUCCAUCUACUAUCCCACAAAGGCGGACGUAAAGUGGAACCUACUUAUCAUAACCUCAAUGUUUGUCUUCUGGACGCCAUUAUUGACAUUAGUUUCGAUGUUCAUCAGUUUAAUCCCGAAUCUGAUGUGCAAUAAAUUUUUUAUCAAAGUACGUUUCCGCUAAUCCGCCAUUUUGUUAAACUCCAGAGCUUAAGAUGUGCGUUCCAUCUACUAUCCCACAAAGGCGGACGUUAAGUGGAACGUACUCAUCAUUAUCUCAAUGUUUGUCCUCUGGACGCCAUUAUUGACAAUAGUUUCCAGGUUUAGUCGAUUUUAUUUGGUUGUAAUGACAAUUAAUUUUUCUAACCUCCAAACAGACGCGUAAAUCUGUGAUUUCAUAUAAUGACAUUAAAAAUUGUACUAGAUCGAAAAUGAUGAAUCAGUGAAUCUUUUACUUUGUCACAACAAGAUUCAGAAAAUGCGUUAAGGUCGAUUUGUAUUCCUCUUCACCGUAUUUAUUUUAUUUUUUUACCUUACAGUUAAUUGAUGCUCUAAUUUUAAGACAACCUGUAAAUAAUUUGUGAAUAGUUUAGUGAUUAAUAUAUAAAUGUUGUGAUUUACGAGUCCGAAUAAAGACUUUAUUUAUUU